AUGGGCUCGUCACCGUACAACCUGCCCACCAUAGUUCCACAACCCCCUACACUGAGAGGUGCAGAAAUACCAAAAAAUGCGGGGCAGCAACUGGAGCUUAGCUGUACCUCCUCAGGGGGAAACCCGCUCCCCAAGCUUACCUGGUACAACGGCACAAAGGCAUUUACUGAGCAAUACGUCAAACGGCAACAACAGGAAGGCCGUGUUGAAGCUGACCUUAUCCUGCGGCGUCUGACCAAAUGGGAUAACGGUAUGAACCUGACUUGCAGAGCGAGCCAACCGUUUCCAGAGAUUACUUCAGUGCAAGAAUCCUGGAAACUUUUACAAGUGAAUUAUCCCCCAAGUAUAUCUGUUCCAACCACAUCAGUACAAGUCAAAGAGGGAGAUCCGGCACUUUUAUCGUGUCUGGUAGACAGCAAUCCAUUUGCGAGCAUCACCUGGACUAAACAUGGUCUUCCCGUUACUAUUAGUGAUAUGGGGUAAUAAAAUCAUGUAUCCUUACGUUAGCACUGUAGAUCGGGCACUUACCGCAUUCCCCGUGCAUCUCGUCAAGACGCAGGGAUUUACCAAUGCACAGCAGACAACGGCGUGUUUCCUAAAGCUGUGGGCACUGUAUCGUUGGAUGUUCUGUAUCCGCCAAGUAUUGAUCCCUCCAUGGAAAAGAAGGUUACCGUUCUGCAAGGCAAUGAUGAGUUCUCAUUGGAAUGUCUGGCGGAAGGAAAUCCAGAACCGCGAGUGAAAUGGUGGCGGAAGGAUACUAACCUAUACUGGGAAAACCCACUGCGGUUCCACCGGGUGCACUACGACAUCGAGGGAACGUAUCAAUGCGUCGCUAUAAGUAAUGGGUUCCCUCAGAGCACGAAAGACAUUCACAUCGAUGUCAUAGGGAAACCGCAUCUAGAUGGACAUGGAAAUUCGGCUAUGAUAAAUGCAGCUGUUGGAGAAACAGUUCGGCUUCCUUGUGCAGUUUUCGCUGACCCUCUGCCAUCUAAUGUUGAAUGGAUAUGGAGAAAUAAGUACGGAUUGGAAACUGAACUGGACAGCUCCAUUGCUCAGAUUGAUACUAUUAGAAGAAACCAGAGAAUGACGUCGACACUAACGAUACCGGAUGUUGCCGUGAAGGAUGGCGGGGAUUACAUCUGCAAGACAACUAACAUGUUUGGAUCCGCCAUGCGAAAUAUUCACUUGGAGAUCGAAGAGACUAUUCCGAAUGUUAUCGUCAUCACUUCCAUCGUUGCUGGAGCGAUACUAGUGCUGACAGUAGCAGCAGUUCUGGUGGCCAUUGCCAAGAGAAAGGGCUGGAUCUGCAAGUCUGACUUAGAUGCUUCUCGCCCGAUGCCCCCUGUACCGAAGUACGUGUACAAGACCGGUACCAUUGACUCCGGUGUGGAGGACCUACAGGAGCUACAGGAGAUGUACGGUACUCUCAAACCACGUCCUCCGCCACGGAUGGAGAAGAAGUGGGAGUCGGUUGGACUUUCCUACACUGUAAAUGGUGCCAGCUAUGAGGAGGUUCCCAUGCCAGCCGCUGUUCUCCUAGGCCGCACAACCACACUCCAGUGCAGUUUUAGUGCCCUGUCGCCAGAGGACAUGGUUACAUGGGCAGGACCCCCUGGUUUCAGACCCAUAUCUAUCGGCCAGAGAGUGGGACAAGGUUAUAAGCGUCACAAGUUGGUUGGGGACACACAAAAGGGAGAGUAUCAUUUACAAAUACAAGAUGUCAAGAUGGAGGAUGAAGGCAUAUACAGAUGUGCUAAUCUUGACCUGACUCCAAAAGAAGCCAAGCUUACUGUUGUUGUUCCAGUUCCCCGUCACCCUCUACUGAGAGGUCUGGAGGUUCCAAGUAAGGUGGGACAAGAACUUGCUUUGAGGUGUCUAUCUUCUGGAGGGCACCCGCUACCAGAGCUGACGUGGUACAACGGUACACAGGCUUUUACUGGUGAACAAGUGAGACGGCAGGAGCGCGAAGGUCAAGUUGAAACUGAACUGGUUAUUCCACAGGUGACCAAAUGGGACAACGGCAUGAACCUGACAUGCAAAGCCAGUCAGCCAUUCCCAGAGAUCACGAAGCAGACGCUUCGCAUCAGGAAUACAACUCGUCUUGAUGCUGGUAUUUAUCAGUGUUCAGCGGAGAAUGGUAUCUUACCCAUAGGUGUGGGUACCGUCACUUUGAACGUUCUCUACCCUCCUUUGAUAAAUCCAUCCAUGGAGAAGAAAGUUACUGUUCAACAAGGCAAUGAUGGGUUUUUACUGGAGUGUCUGGCGGACGGAAAUCCAGAACCACGAGUAAGGUGGCGGCGGAAGGAUACAAAUUUAUAUUGGGAAAAUCCGCUACGGUUCCGUCGGGUGAGCUACGAGGUGGAGGGGACGUAUCAAUGUGUGGCCACAAGCGAUGGGUUUCCUCUGCAGGCCAAAGACACCUUCAUCGAUGUAGUUGGAAAACCCUUGAUGCAAAGGAAAACGGGCACAUCGACCGUAUCUGCCGCUGUUGGAGAAGCAGUUCGCAUGAGUUGCACUGUUACAGCCGACCCACUGCCAUCUAAAAUGGACUGGGUAUGGCGUAAUGAUGACGGAGUAGAGAAGGAAUUGCCGGCGAGUGUCAACAGUAAAAUAGUUAUCACUGAAGAGGGCCAGGGGAUGACAUCGGUACUGACCAUACCUGAUGCUACUGUACAGAACAGCGGGAACUACAUCUGCACGGCAUCGAACGUCUUCGGGUCUGUCAGACGCAACAUUCGUCUCGACAUUUCAGGUGAAGCAGGCUUCUCACAAAAAUGA
Branchiostoma belcheri (Belcher's lancelet) is the source of this 2778-nucleotide messenger RNA. RefSeq names its product hemicentin-2-like. The transcript is spliced from 14 exons. Gene Ontology annotation, cellular component: cell-cell junction. Gene Ontology annotation, molecular function: cell adhesion molecule binding. The record is from RefSeq and is a predicted model, not a curated record. NCBI's taxonomy places the organism in Eukaryota, Metazoa, Chordata, Leptocardii, Amphioxiformes, Branchiostomatidae. Gene Ontology annotation, biological process: cell-cell adhesion.